CAUGGGAUGAGCUCCUGACUCCAGUGAGUUAAGAUCUGGACCUGUGAGCUGGGACCCUUUAACCCUGGAGGGGCAGGGAGAAAGACGGGGAGAAAAUGCGGUGCACUACCCUCACCACCCUGCUGGUGGGAGUCAUGUUGUACCUGGUGAUGGGAGCGUUUGUUUUUGUCACCCUGGAAAAGCCCAAAGAGACCUCGGCACAUAAAAACCUGCUUCAAACCAAGAAAGAAUUCCUCGAUAAUAACUCCUGUGUCACCGAGUCGGACUUUCACAAGCUUGUAAAGGGUUUGAUGUCUGCAGUCGAGGCAGGCCUGGAUGUGAGCAGCCUUCCUGCCAACUUGACCACCCGCUGGGACAUCGCGUCUGCCUGCUUCUUCUGUGGCACCAUCAUCACCACCAUAGGCUUUGGGAACCUCUCACCUCGGACGUUGUAUGGUCAGUUGUUCUGCGUGUGCUACGCUUUGGUGGGCAUCCCCAUGUUUGGCAUACUUCUCGCUGGAGUGGGCGACCACAUGGGCACGAUGCUGCGGAGAGCUGUGGCCAAGAUUGAGACCCUCUUCCUGAAACGCAAGGUCAGGCCCACGACUGUGCGGGUGACCUCAGCGGUUCUCUCCAUCCUAAUUGGCUGUCUGAUCUUCCUCGCUGUGCCAACGGUCGUGUUUCAGAAAGUGGAAGAGUGGUCGUUCUUGGAGUCGCUCUAUUUUGUGGUCAUCACGCUCACCACUGUUGGCUUUGGAGACUAUGUACCAGUUGGAGGUAUUGAAGACGACAGCUUCUUCAAGCUUCUGGUGUUGUUGUGGAUCGUGUUUGGUCUUGCCUACUUUGCCUCCAUCCUCACCAUGAUAGGCAACUGGCUGAGGGUGCUGUCUAAAAGGACUCGUGCUGAGAUGGAGGAGCUGAGGGCCCACGCAACAGACUGGACGCAGAGCAUGUCCAAGGAUUUCCGCAUCCCAAAUCCUCUGGAAUUUAAUGACCCCUUCCUCCUGCAGCGGCGGCGCUGGAAACGCAGUGAGCGCCGACGCAUCCGCCGGGGAGCCCAGGGUACACUGGGAUACUGGGUGCGAGGGGGACCUGAGAAUGGACAUCUGCCAAGUCACUGGGCUGGCCUGUCGAGCUCCAUGAGUGAGCUGCAGGACAAUUCGUCCGGGGAGAGGGCGAGGGGAACUAACUCAAAGGCACAGGUGAGUGCGACUGGAGGGGGAACAGUCCCCAUAGCAGCAGCAGGGUACAGGGCUGACCCUGCUGGGGGUCUGCAAGGGCAGGGCAGGUCAUUUCCUCACCACCUGUCCCGCUCAUUCUCCCUCCCCGUAACCCGCUCCGGUUCACAGCUGGAUGUUGUAGGGGCACGUAUGCAGGAAGGGUCACUCUCUGGAUCAGAGUCUGCAUUCGACUCCAGGUCAGAUGGCUCCUCACUCUCCUUCUCCUACAUGGCACCCCACAAGUUCCAGCCAUGCCAAACCAUCGGCAGCAUGGAGGAGGGAUCAGUAAGACUCGCACAUAUGGACACAUCAGAGAGGAAAGAUGAACUGAUUCCAGCAGAGAACUAUGAAUCUGCACCAAACAAUAGCCACAAUCAGGCACCUGACCCUAGUCCUUCUUCUCGCUCCUCCCCUGUGCCCACAUCCCUACCCGAAGUCCUCCUUCCCUCCCCUGACAUCACCACAGCCCCCUCACCAAGCUGCCAGCUGCUCGACUUCUUCGGCGAAAACUUGGCGUACAUUGACGAGUCCUCAGACACCCUGAGCGACCGCCCCCAGUCCACGAGCGAGGAGAAGAGGAGACGGCCCCGAAAGCCUAAGAAGAAGAGCAUAAGGAGACAGCUAUCACACAGGUGGAGCUCGCUGCAGGUGAGGAGGCCCAGCAGUGACAUGCAGCCACCAUCCCAUCCUCCAACACCACCUCCAGCAUCCUCUCUUUCAGACCUGUCUCUACCUGAGAACCAGACAGAUGCAGCUCCUGCACUCUGA
Molecule: messenger RNA, 1967 nt
Organism: Pelmatolapia mariae (spotted tilapia)
Lineage: Eukaryota; Metazoa; Chordata; Actinopteri; Cichliformes; Cichlidae
Gene: kcnk4a
Product: potassium channel, subfamily K, member 4a
Exons: 7
Coding region: 96-1967 (623 amino acids)
Biological process (GO): stabilization of membrane potential; potassium ion transmembrane transport
Cellular component (GO): plasma membrane
Molecular function (GO): potassium ion leak channel activity; outward rectifier potassium channel activity
Source: RefSeq, a predicted model, not a curated record